Messenger RNA from Saccharomyces kudriavzevii IFO 1802, 4278 nucleotides. RefSeq names its product SKI complex subunit tetratricopeptide repeat protein SKI3 (gene SKI3). The record is from RefSeq and is a predicted model, not a curated record. Gene Ontology annotation, cellular component: Ski complex. Gene Ontology annotation, molecular function: protein binding. The transcript has a single exon. NCBI's taxonomy places the organism in Eukaryota, Fungi, Ascomycota, Saccharomycetes, Saccharomycetales, Saccharomycetaceae. Bases 1 to 4278 code for a protein of 1425 amino acids.
AUGUCGGACAUCAAAAAAUUGCUAAAGGAGGCCAAACAAGAAUUGACAAAGCGGAAUUAUGAGGAAACUAUCGAAGUAUCAGAAAAGGUCCUUACAUUAGACCCUGAUAAUUAUUUCGCACAUAUCUUUUUAGGAAAAGCAUUCUCAAAUCUUUCACUUGAUGGUGAAGUCAGUUCAAGUCGUAAUCUUCAGAUUGCUGCCACUCAUUAUAUAUCUGCCACAAAAUCGGACCCUGACAACCUCUUAGCCUGGAAGGGUCUUUUCCUUUUAUUCAAGACCACAGAGAUUAUCCCAGAUAAACUUUCGUAUGAUGAGUACUUUGAUUUAUGUGGUCAAUAUGCAGACGCACUUUUAAAGCAGGAACAACCUCUGGUUGAGCUUAUAAACGACAUAAAGUUAUUAAAGAAAACGCACCCAGAUUGCCAAAGAGCUUUUUACCAACAUUUGAAACCUGGAUCAUUAAUGGCGGAAACUAUUGGCCGUCAUUUAUCUACGCCUCAGAAUGCCUUAUUGAAUCUUAUAAAGAUCCUGUCAAACAUGGAAAUCAUGGAAAUUGGUAAAGCCGUUAGUCAGAAUAGGCUAAAACUAAAAGCCAGCGAUCCUGACUAUCAAAUCAAACUAAACUCAUUCUCUUGGGAGAUUAUCAAAAAUUCAGAGAUUGAUCAGCUAUACAAUCAGUUAGUAAAUAUUCUCACUGAUGACCAAUUGAGAGGUGAAAUCGAAAACCAGUGGCUGGAAUACAGGAUCAAAGUACUAAAAUCAAUGCCGUUGGAUGUAAAGAAAGAUUUUUUCUUAAAAGUCAAGGAUACAGUAGAAGAUAUGGUUCUUGUCGAUCAUCAAUCUCUACUCGCCUGGCAGAAAUUUUUCGAGUGGAAGGAUUACGAAGACCUAGAUAACAUGGAUGCUGCGUUGAUUUUGAAGUAUUUUAGAAAGUUUCCGAAGGAUCCACUAGCCAUGAUUCUUUAUUCUUGGCUUUCUUCGAAGCUAUCUAAAUAUGAUAUCAAGAGUCUGGAAUCUGCUGACCGAUCACCUGGAAGUGAUCUUAAGGAGGGGAAUGGAGCAGAUAUCAAGAGUGCGGAGGAAGAAAAUGAACGUGAAGGUGAAGAUCACGAUAAACAAGAAAUAAAAGAUCAAGAUGAAAACGAAACAAGAGAAGAUGAAGAUGAAGAUCUCGACGACAUAGAAAUUGGUUUACUGGAAGAUGAAGUUGUGACUGUAUUAAGAGAAAAUAUAGUCAAGUGUAAAAACAAUAUCCUUGCGCAUCGAAUCCUGUGCCAAUAUUAUCUACUCACUAAAGAAUACGAGGCGGCUUUACCAUACAUUAAAACAGGUAUUUCCUUAAUUGCCUACAACAUCAAGGAUUUGGGGGCUUAUUUGUUAUUAACAAAAAGAGAAUUUUCUCUGGACCUGGCGACUGUUUAUACCUAUGUUGAUGCUCCGAAGGACCACAAUGCUGCUUUAAAAUUAUAUGAUAAUAUUUUAUCUGGUGAUUCCGAUAAUAUACAGGCAAAAAUGGGGAAAGGUAUAAUUUUUAUUGAAAGGAAAAAUUGGGAAGAUGCUAUGACUUUAUUGACCCAAGUACAUGAACAGUCUCCUGAUAAUUUGGAAGUUUUAUCUGAACUAUCAUGGAGUAAAGCCUAUAUGGGUUAUAUGGAUGAAGCAUUAGUUGGCUUGGCUAAUGUGGUCAAGAGUGUUAAGGGUAUGGAUUUACGUUCCAUAGAUUUCAGAGCAUUGAACUUAUGGAGGCAAGCAAAAGUUUAUAUCAUGAAGCAUGUUUCUGUCAACGAUUCUAAAGAAGAUAACGUUAAAUGUGCGUUCAAAUUACUGAUUCAGAGUAUUAAAAUCUUGGAUACAUUUGCCCCUGGGUUUUCGACGUUGGGCGAUAUAUAUUACCACUACUAUAAAGACUAUUCGAGGGCAUUUAAAUGCUACUUCAAAGCGUUCGAUCUCGAUGCGGGUGAUUAUACGGCUGCGAAGUAUAUUACAGAAACAUACGCAAGCAAGCCCAAUUGGCAAGCUGCAUCCUCUAUCGCUUCAAGAUUAAUUAAAGGUGAAAAAGCGAAGGCAGAACUGCGUUCGAAUAAUUGGCCAUUCAGAGUUGUAGGAAUUGCACAUUUGGAAAAACAAGAAGAAAGUGAUUCUAUCGAGUGGUUUCAGUCCGCUCUACGUGUCGAUCCGAACGAUGUUGAGUCAUGGGUAGGCUUGGGACAAGCAUACCAUGCAUGUGGUCGUAUAGAAGCAUCGAUCAAAGUCUUUGACAAGGCGAUUGGGCUUAAGCCUUCUCAUACUUAUGCGCAAUACUUUAAGGCUGUAUCCCUAUGUGAUAUGGGCGAGUAUCUUGAAAGUUUGGAGAUACUAGAAAAAGUGUGCCAGGAAGUGGCUUCAGAAGAAUCUUUUCAGAUUGGAUUGGUGGAUGUACUUAUGAAGUACUCCUUGAAUUUAUAUUCUCAAGGUUUUUUGUUGAAAUCAGUCGCAAUUGCCAAUGACACUAUCGAAAGGAUCAAGAUAAUUAUCACCAAGUUGAAAUGCGUUAAUCAACAAAUUUGGAUCUGCCUUUCUCAAGUCUUGAAGUUGUUCAUUUGGAUAGAGUCAAAGGUCGAUACUUUACCUGUCGAAUCGUUAGUAUCAAUUUUUGAAAUUUCUAUAAAUUCUGGGAGUGAGGAAAUUGAUUCAAUUGACAAUGUCAAAAUUGACACUCUUCUUGAUUGCACUACUGAUGAUAAUGUGUCCAUCGCGUGUAAGUUUUUGAUUCUAUCUUCAAAGUAUAGUGUUUCUAGCCAAAGCAUUUCGGAUGUCGCAGGGACGGUUAGGGCAUCAUACUGGUAUAAUAUCGGUAUCUCUGAGCUUACCGCAUUUGUUACCUUAAAAGAACCCCAAUAUAGAGAUGCUGCUAUUUUUGCUUUCAAGAAAUCGAUUCAAUUGCAAUCUAAUACAAGUGAAGCCUGGAUUGGACUGGGUGUAGCAACUAUGGAUAUGAACUUUCGCGUCUCCCAGCAUUGCUUCAUUAAAGCGACCGCUUUAGAACCUAAGGCCACUGAUAUUUGGUUUAACUUGGCUAUGUUGGGCUUGAAGAAAAACGAUACCGACUUUGCUCAGCAAGUCCUUAAUAAGUCACAGAGUCUUGCCCCACAGGAUUCGUCGCCUUGGCUAGGUAUGGCCUUGAUUCUUGAGAAGCAAGGAAACAUUGUUGAAAGUUCUAAACUCUUUGCUCAUUCGUUCAUAUUAUCUAAUGGAAGGUCAAAAGCUGCGCAGUUACUGUAUGCUAAAAAUGUCCUUGAAAAUCACAUUGACAAUGGUGAUGAUGAAAGAGAUAUCGAAACAAUAGAAAAACUAACCGCCGUUUCAAUCGCUUUAGAACAGUUCUUUAAAAAAAGUUCCGGAAAUACAUUUGCUAUUCAAUGUGCUCUGUUAACUCUUGAAAGAUUACAUCACUAUGAACCUGCAAACAAACUAGCUAAUCAAUUGACAGAAAUUUUGGAGAAAAGGUUUGAGAAAACUCAGGAUGAAAGAGAACUGUUUAAUUUUGGGAUAGUUAAGGGACAGUUCGCCCGUAUUCAUCUAGGUUUAGGAAACUUCGAUCUAUCCAUUGAAAACGCUGAUCUAUCUCAAGGUAUUAUAUCCGAAUACAGUAACGAAAAGUCAAUAAAAACAAAAACAUCUAAUCACAUUUGUUUAGGACUUAGUUAUUUCUUCUUAAACGACUUUGAUCAGACUUUAAGCCAAUUUCAAGAACUGCUAAGCAUUUCGAAGGAAUCCAAGCAUUUGGUAGUUUUAAUUGCUAAGGUGCUUUAUGACGUAGGUGAGACUGACACAAAAGAAAUUGCACUACAGGAACUAACGGAAUAUAUAUCCGCUAACGGAACGGACUUGUUGAUAGCAAUUACCAUUGCAGCCAUAUCAAUUCUGGAUGAUAAGCACGAUGAUUUACGUAUUAUUUUAGAUGAGUUGAAAGCUUUGCCAUUAUCUAGUCUAAUAAUGGACAAGCAUAAAGAUACACCAUACUUGAUAGAAGAAAUCACGAAAAGACUUUAUCAUGACGACACCGGUAACCAAGUAUGGCAAAGAAGCGCAUAUUUUUUCCCAAAUAAUCUCAAGGUUUGGGAGAGAUUGGACAAGAAUAUUCAGCGUAAAAUAGCUUCUGAUGGUCAAAACAAAGUUACCGCGGAAGAGAUGAGUAAACUAUACUGUCAAAGCAAGAAUUUGAGAAGCGUCCAAAGAAGUUUAUUCCUAUGUCCUUGGAAUGAAACUGCUGUGAACGCGUUGAAAGAGUGCUUUUAG